Molecule: messenger RNA, 3100 nt
Organism: Galeopterus variegatus (Sunda flying lemur)
Lineage: Eukaryota; Metazoa; Chordata; Mammalia; Dermoptera; Cynocephalidae
Gene: YIPF1
Product: Yip1 domain family, member 1
Exons: 9
Coding region: 439-1398 (319 amino acids)
Biological process (GO): vesicle-mediated transport
Cellular component (GO): Golgi apparatus; membrane
Molecular function (GO): small GTPase binding
Source: RefSeq, a predicted model, not a curated record
CAGCUGCCUGCUGACGUCUCUGGGAGCGUCUUCUCUGGGUGCUGCUGCCCCUUUAAGAAGGCGGGGCUCUGCCGAGGAAGCGGAGCAGUCUCGUCCUCCGGAUCUCCGGCUUCCGGCAACUCGGCUGGACCAGUACCGGCGCGGAGCUUCUAAGGCCCGAGCCUUUCCGGGAUCGGCUGGACGCCGAACCCCGCGAGGUGAGGCGGCCAGGUCUGCGGGGCCGGUCAGGGGCUGAGGGGGCCCAAGAUCUCCUGCCGCUGCGGCCCAGCUCCUCCCCUUAAUCCACUGCCUCUGCUUCGGGGUGUCCCAGGCUGCAGGGUCUCCAACACUCCAGCACCUACUAAUCGCCUGGCCUUGCGCUGAACGCCUUACACGCACUGUCUCAUUUAAUGGCCCCACCACCGUGUGAGUAGGUACCUUUAUGAACCCAUUUUACAGAUGAGGAAACUGAGGCCCCCGAGGAGCGCACACACAACAGAGAAGCAGCAGAAUCGGCAAUCAAACUCAGAAUUUGGUGAUGCUGCCACUUCUCUAGCAGCAAACCCAGAUGUCACCACAAUAAGCAUUGAAGAUCCUGGUGAAACCCCAAAGCAUCAUCCAGGACCCCCCAGAAGCCCAGGGAGAGAAGAGGAUGAUGAGUUACUGGGAAAUGAUGAUUCUGACAAAACUGAGUUACUCGCUGGACAGAAGAAAAGCUCCCCCUUCUGGACAUUUGAAUAUUAUCAAACGUUCUUUGAUGUGGACACUUACCAGGUCUUUGACAGAAUAAAAGGGUCUCUUUUGCCAAUACCCGGAAAAAACUUUGUGAGGCUAUAUAUCCGCAGCAAUCCAGAUCUCUAUGGCCCCUUUUGGAUAUGUGCCACAUUGGUCUUUGCCAUAGCAAUUAGUGGGAAUCUUUCCAACUUCUUAAUCCAUCUGGGAGAGAAGACGUACCAUUAUGUACCCGAAUUCCGAAAAGUGUCCAUAGCAGCUACAAUCAUCUAUGCCUAUGCCUGGCUGGUUCCUCUCUCACUCUGGGGUUUCCUCAUGUGGAGAAACAGCAAAGUUAUGAACAUCGUUUCCUAUUCGUUUCUGGAGAUUGUGUGUGUCUAUGGAUAUUCACUCUUCAUUUAUAUCCCCACAGCAAUACUGUGGAUUAUCCCCCAGAAGGCUGUUCGUUGGAUUCUAGUCAUGAUUGCCCUGGGCAUCUCAGGAUCUGUCUUGGCAAUGACAUUUUGGCCAGCUGUUCGUGAGGACAACCGGCGCAUUGCGUUGGCCACAAUUGUGACAAUUGUGUUGCUUCACAUGUUUCUUUCUGUGGGCUGCUUGGCGUAUUUUUUUGAUGCACCAGAGAUGGAACAUCUCCCAACAACUAUAGCUACUCCAAACCAAACAGUUGCAGCAGCCAAGUCCAGCUGAUGAGAAAUUUCAUCUUAUAUGGAGCCACCGGGGUCUUGGAAAAUUUAUAAAUCUGACCAUGCCUUUGAGUGUGUCACUCUGCUACUUAAAAAAAAAAAAGUUCUGGCCUCCUGUUGUCUAAAGAAGAAAAUUCAAACUCCUUGUAUUGCCGUGAUCUACCCCUGACCUAUUUGUCCUGUUCAUAUGCUGCACUGUCCCCUUUAUAAACUCAUGUUUCAACUACCACACACUGCUUUCCAGUUCCCAGAUAUUUAUACGUCCCUCCGUAUCCACUUUCUCCUCCUUUAGUGCCUAAAACAGUGCUGUCACAGAGAAGAGAGGAAGAGGGUGGGUGAAGGUAGCUUUGGGAUCUGGGUUGGAGAAAGUCACUGGGUUUCCAAGGAAACAAAGGAGAACUUUUAAAAAUGUCAUCUACCCUCCAAUAGUAAUCUCUAUGAGCAAAGAAAUCAGAGCUUGAGGCUGAAGAUUUUGGGAAUUGCUGGCGGCGGACGGCUCUGGUUUUGAAGUUUACCUCUAGACAUAAACAAACACCCUUUUCUGCAGUUUAGCUCCUUUUUGUAGGGGGGAAUUCUUUAUUUUGAAAGUUGCUCUUGUUUUUCAGUUCUCUUUUAUGUUUUUUGGAGCGUGGUUCUUUUGGACAUGGCAUCCACUAGAGGAAAGCAGAAUGACCAAAGCCAUCAGGAAAAUGGAUGGGAUGGCACAAACCCCCAACAUCUGGAUGGUGCCACCCUGAAGCCUAAUCACCUACUUAACAAACAAAAUUAAAUGUUGUCCAGCACAUGUGUCUUUCAGCUCUUCUUUUUCACUCAUUGAUUACCAUUGUGACUAUGCGCUGAUUUGGAUUGAAAUGUGAGGUAUAUUAGUCAGGGUUCUCCAGAGGGACAGAACCAAUAGGAUACAUAUAUAGAUAUAUGAGAUGGGAUUUAUUAGGAAAACUAGCUCAUGUGAUUAUGGAGACUGGGGAGUCCCAUCACAGGCCAUCUGUAAGCUAGUGACCCUGGGAUGCUGGCAGCACGGCUUGGUCCAUGUCCAAAGGUCUCAGAACCAGGGAAGCCAGUAGCGUAACGCUCAGUGUGAGGCUGAAAGCCUGAAAACUCGAGGGGGCCGGUGGUGCAAGUACUAGAACCCACAGGCCAGAGAAUCUGGAGUUCUGAUGUCUAUGGAGGAGAAGAAGAGUGUCUCAGUUCCAGGAGAGAGAGAGAGGAAAUAGCCGUUCUUCUGCCUUUUUUGUUUUAUCUGGGUCCCCACUGAUUGGAUGGUGCCUGCCCACAUUGAGGCCCACAUUGAUCUUCUGCACUCAGUCCACUGAUUCACACACCAGUCUCCUCUGGAAGUACCCACACAGACACACUCAGAAAUAAUGCUUUCUCAGUUCUGUAGGUAUUCCUUAAUCCAGUCAAGUUGACACCUAAAAUUAACCAUCACACAAGAGAAGGGGUUAGGCAUGCUCAGGUGCCUCACCAUUUGCCUCCCACAGUCAUAUGAGAAGCUUCACUGUAUGUAGGUGCACCCUUAAUACUUGAAAUGGACCUGUCCUUUCUGGGAAUUAUGUACAGAUUACAUGGGUGACCCUCUUUCCAAAUGCAUGCCAUCCUAAAGUAACCAAACAGUAUGAACCUUGGGAUUAAUUGGGAACCUGAAAAUUUGUCUUUGGUAACUGGACAACUGAACCUAAUGGUUGUAAAAUAAAUAUCUCAUAUAA